Molecule: messenger RNA, 3728 nt
Organism: Eleginops maclovinus (Patagonian blennie)
Lineage: Eukaryota; Metazoa; Chordata; Actinopteri; Perciformes; Eleginopidae
Product: nuclear distribution protein nudE homolog 1-like
Exons: 9
Coding region: 315-1361 (348 amino acids)
Biological process (GO): cell migration; chromosome segregation; microtubule nucleation
Cellular component (GO): kinesin complex; centrosome; kinetochore
Molecular function (GO): microtubule binding
Source: RefSeq, a predicted model, not a curated record
UCAAUGGUAACUUGUAUUGUUCGUCGUCUUCCCAAGGCAGUAGCAAUUUUGUGGUUUCCAACUAGGAGAAAGUCAUUUUUAUAGUUUUCUUUAGCGGUUUCGCCAUUUUUAUUAAACGACAAACCUUGGUCGGUAGUUAUACCAUCACACUCAGAGGAAUUAGAGGGCAUUGGUCAACAUAACGUCGAAAGAACCGAUCCGUUAAGCUGUUGUGUUAACUUUCAAUUGACCGAUUUCUAAACGGACUUUCAACCGACCUCAACGGUUUGGUGUGCUGAGUGGAGACUCACUUCUCCACCUGGUCGGGGCUGGAGAUGGGAGAUCCGGAGCCUCCAGAGUUUGAGUCCCUGGAGGAAGAGCUGGGUUACUGGAAGGAGCAGGCUGCCAGUCACCAACAGAGUGCGGAGGAAUCCCAGGAGGAACUGCAGGAGUUCCAGCAGAUGAGCCGGGACUAUGAGGGGGAGCUGGAGACGGAGCUAAAACAGUGUGAGGCUCGAAACCGUGAGCUGCUUUCUGCCAACAACCGCCUUCGCAUGGAGCUGGAAAACUACAAGGAGAAGUACGAGAGUCAGCACUCGGAGGCCUACCGGCAGAUAUCCACCCUGGAGGGGGAUCUGGCUGAGACCACGGCCGUCAGAGACCAGCUCCACAAAUACAUCAGAGAGCUGGAGCAGGCCAACGAUGACCUGGAGAGAACCAAGAGGGCGACCAUCAUGUCGCUGGAGGACUUUGAGCAGAGGAUGAACCAUGUCAUAGAGAGGAACGCCUUCCUGGAGAGCGAGCUGGACGAGAAGGAGAACCUCCUGGAGUCCGUCCAGAGGCUGAAGGACGAGGCCAGAGACCUGAGGCAGGAGCUUGCGGUGCAGCAGAAGCAGGAGAGGAAGCCGUCCCUCAGCAGUGCAAUCAAAGAUCCUUCCUCUCCCUCCACCAUGGCUGGUCUACUCACCCCGCCCCUCACCCCCCCAGACAAACGAGCCGAGGACAAAACCACGUCCUCCACCCAGCCCCCCCUCUCGGUCAUCACACCGUCCAGACCUCCAGCCUCAGCAGAGAGCUUCAGCACCCCCUCCGUCAGCAGAGGAGAAAGCCUCUCAGCGACUCCUCUCACCACGUCUGCGAGGAUCUCGGCUCUGAGCAUCGUCGGAGAGCUUCUGAGAAAAGUCGGGAACCUGGAGUCCAAGCUGGCGUCGUGUCGGGAAUACGUCCAGGAGCAGACAGCGAGCCGCAGGGGCCACGCUGGGAGUCCGGGGGCCACUUCGAGCCAGAACAACUCCUCAGAGAGACAUCCUGCCAACGGCCUCUACAACAAGGGGCUGGUGAAGAGGUUAGACUUCGGAGCUGGACCCAAGCUGCUGCUGUGAGACGCCCCUCCCCUCCAUCCGUCCAGAACCUGGAUUUAACGGUACUGUGUUGCACGUCGUACAGACACUGGGAGAAGCCGAUGUAAACCAAGGAACAUUUACUCUGGAUACUUUGGGAAGUCUGUCAUCGUCAGACUCUGGUUGAUAAGCAGCCGGGCUUCUUCUCGGCACUCGCACUUAGCUUGAACUACUUUACUGAACUUUUGCUGCAUGUCACCUCAUUACUUCCUUUUUUUGCACCGUGUGUUUUUGAAACAGAUUGUAGGGUCGAUGAAAAGACACAAACUGAGGCAGGGUUGAGAGGAAGAUGCUGUUUGAAGGGAGGAAAAAGCCUUUAUGUUAAACUGUACUCCAACGAUAACAGGGUUUCCCACAGACACAUGAAAGGAAGAAUAUCCAAGUACAAAGACAGCCACAGAGAUAAUGGCCCCAUUUACAUUUUGUCAAUUCAUCUAGAUUGAUUUUAAUAGUAAUUUACAUUUAGCCACAUGUAUGCAUCCCUUGUUGGGUGAGCAGCUUAAACUCAAUGUUUUGCUUUGCUCCAUUUAUUCAAAUUAAGGUUUUUUUAAUUUUAGGGAGAUGACUUCAAAAGUUCGAUUUGACAUUUUGAGCUCAGCAGAAAACAUCAUUAAAAGCUUUGAAUGUCAAAUAAAAUCCAUUAGGUACAGCCUUCAUUUUUCUAGUCAGAUAGCAAACUUGAUGUUCUCUAGGUACUACAUUUAAAACCAAGUCAACUCUGACAUAACGGCCCAAAAACACCCGAACAAUAACGUGUGCAAUCUCAGUUGUUACACCUUAAUUAAUUAAUUACUAUAACUUUAAAUUUCCCAAUCUUUUUGGUGAAAUAUACUUCAAAAUACUAAUAGAAUUUAUGUUUUGUCCAGAGAAAGUUAGGUUUUAAAUGCAGGUCUUGCCAACAUCUAGUGGCCAUCACUGAUUCUGCAUCUUAAUGCUGCCUUAAUGUAUUUAUUGUGUACAUAAUUAAAUGAAGAGUGAGAGGUUUACCAGCUUCUGAUCUUCCUUUAACUCGAUCUGGUUGUAUUCUUCAUUCAGCUUUAGUCUAAGAUAUUAACGUAGACUCUGAAUAACAAAACUCCUGUUGAACUCUCCCUUAACCUGCUAGUAUCUGUGAUGGAAGCUGAGUUUAUUUACAAGUUCUGAGCUUCAAGUUUGUCUUCAAGGUUCAAGUAGUUUGUUUGGCUUUGACCAGAGUCUUCUAAUGUCUGCUGUCUGCAAUACAGAUACUUAUAUUUCCCUUCAUGAUGCAGCGCACACUCAGAGCUAAAACCUGAAAAGGAGAUAAUAAAAGGCAUCCUAAACUACAAGUAAAGUACAAAAUUGUGAAAUUAGAAUAAGCGCAGAAAUGACUUAAUAUUUCUCCCACAAAAAGACCCCUUGCAUAUUAAUAACUCACCUCCAGUCACCUUUAAUUUCUUGAAUAAAACUUGCAUGGCUUUACGGUGACUGAAGGAUAAAACACAUUUGUAGAGUUGAUAAACUGAAGUAAAUGGCGGCCAGGUUUAUAUAUCAAAACAUCAACUCGUGCAGUAUAAUCCAAGUCUCAUUUAUAUAGUUCAUGCUCACUACUUCACAAAAACGUUGAUAUAGAACUGUUAUGGUUGGAUAAUUAAAUUAGCGAAAUGCAUGAGUGUACAGCUCCAUAAUGAGACUUGGAUUAUACAUACACAUAUUAUGUUACUGUUUGUUUAUUCUGUCCAAUUAUUUGCUGUGUGUGUGAGUGACUGUGAGUGACUGUGAGUGACUGUGAGUGACUGUGUGUGACUGUGUGUGUGCACUUUGAUGCAGCAGAGAGGGCUGACCCUCUGCAGAGCUACUUCUGUGUCUCAGGAGUGAAAUAGGAAGCGCCUCCUGUUAGCCAGGAGGUAUGAAUACUUCAGUGAAGGCUACUCGUGUUUUAUGUUAAAAAUAAAAGGUAUGUAAUAGGUUUGAAGUGAAGUGUUACAUUUACUGUACUUUUACUGUAGAGUCGGUAAUGAAGAUUUUAGGAUUGACUAACAAUGAGCUGCUCAGGGCAGACUGAACACUUUGUAAUAACCGUCAUUUAACAUUGUCAUUAAUACUUAAUAAAUAAAUGUAUUUCACUAGUAACAAACUAUUCAUGCUGAUAACACAUUAUAGAGUUACUUAUAGGUAAACAUUUCUAAUUGUAUUGUUUGUUCAUAGUAAAAUAACUUGUUAAUUCCUAUUAACUAUCAAAUGCUCUUUAUUUAUAAUGGUUAUUGUAAAGUGUUGCUACAUUUUUUUUUUCGUGGCCUCAUUCUGAUGACUGUUAAUCACAUGAUCUCUGUCAACCUAAGUGCUGCUUAUGUUUCUGAGAAAGCAAUAAAACUCGAAAUGUUAAACAAA